Molecule: messenger RNA, 2091 nt
Organism: Microthlaspi erraticum
Lineage: Eukaryota; Viridiplantae; Streptophyta; Magnoliopsida; Brassicales; Brassicaceae
Source: the annotation of a GenBank genome assembly
AUGGUCAACGGCUUCGAGUAUUAUGAUUUGAGUUUCUUACCAAAUCCGAUUCCCGAUCUUGGAUUCGGCGUUCCUUCGUCUAGCGAUUUCGAUCUCCGCACGAAUCAUCAUCACCAACCUUCAAUUUGGGUUCCAUCAACACAAGAUCAAUACUCUCCUCCAUCUGAUGAGAUCGAUUCGGAGAACAGCCUUUUGAAAUACGUAAACCAGAUCCUCAUGGAAGAGAGCAUCGCGGAGGAGAAGCAAUCUAUGUUCUACGAUUCCUUAGCUCUACGACAAACCGAAGAAAUGUUGCAGCAAGUCAUCAGCGACUCCCAAACUCAAUCUUACAGUAUCAUCCCAAAUUCGAUCAGUAGUAGUAGCAGCAACAGUGGCGGUGGUGAUUGUUGGAGCAGUAACAGCAACUCCAGUGUCCGAAUCGAGACAGCAGCUAACUCUAACGAGAGCGAAGUCUUUUACGAUCCUCUUGUUGACUCUGGUGUUGUGUCUUUCCAAGGCUCAAACUCAAACACGUUGCGUGGAUUCGGACAGCCAGCGAACGAGAUUCUUGUCAGAAGUAUGUUUAGUGACGCUGAAUCAGUCCUCCAGUUUAACAGAGGUCUAGAGGAAGCUAGCAAGUUUCUUCCAAACACCGACCAAUGGAUCUUCAAUCUCGAGCACGAGAAGAAAGAAGUCUUCCCAGUGAAGCAAGAGAAAGGGUUUAAAAAGACUCAUCACGAGCGAGAAGAGGAAGAAGAUGAGCUAGUAGAGUAUACAAGGAGUAGCAAACAAUCAGCAGUGAACGUUGAAGACGGGAAGUUAACUGAAAUGUUCGACAAGGUUCUGCUUCUUGACGGCGAAUGCGAUCCGCAGAUUAUAGAAGACGGAGGGAAUGUUUCUAGCAAAGCUCAGGUGAACAAGAAAGAAGGAGGCCGAGCGAAGAAGAAGAGCCAAGCGGUUGAUUUCCGCACGCUUCUCACGCUCUGCGCGCAGUCGAUCUCCGGUGGCGAUAAGAUCACAGCUGACGAUUUGCUGAGGCAGAUAAGGAAGCAGUGUUCGUCUGUCGGCGAUGCGUCGCAGAGACUUGCUCAUUUCUUCGCCAACGCGCUCCAGGCUCGUCUUGAAGGUAGCAGCAGCGGGACGAUGAUCCAGAGCUACUACGAUUCCAUCGCUUCGAAGAAACGAACAGGUGCGCAGAUUCUCAAAUCGUACAGCGUGUUCUUGUCUUCGUCUCCGUUCAUGACCUUGAUCUACUUCUACUCCAACAAGAUGAUUCUUGACGCUGCUAAAGAUGCUUCCGUGCUUCAUAUAAUCGACUUCGGGAUCCUUUACGGUUUCCAGUGGCCGAUGUUUAUACAGCACAUAUCGAAGAGCAAAACCGGGCCACGUAAGCUUCGGAUAACCGGGAUUGAGAUCCCUCAGAACGGGUUUCGUCCGACGGAGAAGAUGGAGGAUACAGGUCGUAGGCUCACAGAGUAUUGCAAACGGUUUGGUGUUCCGUUUGAGUACAAUGCGAUUGCGUCCAAGAACUGGGAGACGAUCCGGAUGGAGGAGUUUAAGAUCCAACCGAACGAGGUUCUUGCGGUUAAUACCGUUCUCAGGCUUAAGAACCUUAGAGACGUGACUCCAGGGCAAGAGAAUUGCCCUAGAGACGGGUUCUUGAAGUUGGUUAGAGACAUGAACCCGGAUGUGUUCGUGAGCUCGACGAUAAACGGGUCUUUCAACGCGCCGUUCUUCACGACGAGGUUCAAAGAAGCUCUGUUCCAUUACUCGGCGCUGUUCGACAUGUUUGGGGCGACGCUGUCGAGAGAGAACCCGGAGAGGAUACAUUUCGAAGGGGAGUUUUACGGGAGGGAAGUGAUGAAUGUGAUAGCUUGCGAAGGAGUGGAUAGGGUUGAGAGGCCGGAGACGUACAAGCAGUGGCAGGUGAGGAUGGUGAGAGCCGGGUUUAAGCAGAAGCCUGUGGAGGCAGAGCUUGUGGAGACGUUUAGGGUGAAGAUGAAGAAAUGGGGUUAUCAUAAAGACUUUGUGCUUGAUGAAGAUAGUAACUGGUUCUUGCAAGGUUGGAAAGGUCGCAUCUUGUUCUCUUCUUCUUGUUGGGUCCCUUCUUAG